AUGAGUCAAUCAGAUAACCAGCCAGAGCGUCGCCCUGACAACGAAAUCGACCCCGAGCGCUUGGAUGUGCUGAUCCAAAGAGCCCAGGAAGCCAUCUCUAAAGACGAGAAGGAAGUGCCAGCAUUUUGGAAGUCCAAAUACAAGAAAGAAGCUGCAAAGAACUGGGAUCUGUUCUACAAGCGCAAUACUACAAAGUUCUUUAAAGAUCGUCAUUGGACAGAUCGUGAAUUCAGAGAGCUUGCAGAUCAAACCAAAGAACAGCAAUGCCUGGAAGUGGGAUGUGGUGUGGGCAACUUUGUGUUUCCUCUGCUAGCAGACAAUCCCCGCAUGUUUAUCUAUGCGUGUGAUUUCUCUAAGCGUGCUGUGGACAUGGUGAAAUCAAACGAGCAUUACUCUGAGGAUCGAUGCAAAGCAUUUGUGUGCGAUUUGACAGCUGAUGCAUUGACAGACACUAUCCCUGCCAACUCGCUGGAUUUGGUGUCUGCCAUUUUCGUCUUCUCAGCCAUUCCGCCAGAAAAGAUGAGCACGGCCAUCAAGAAUAUAUACAGCGUAUUGAAGCCUGGAGGACAUGUGCUGUUCCGAGAUUAUGGCAUCUACGACGAAGCGCAAAUCAAGUUCAGUGCAGCAUCGGAUAAGCGACUCGACAGCAAUUUCUAUGUGCGUCAUGACGGCACCAUGAGCUACUUUUUCUCCAAAGAAGACCUGCAAGCCAGAUUUGAAGCAGAGCAAUUCAAAACAAUAGACUGUCAGUACAUAUAUAGAGAGACCAUCAACCGUGGUAUGGAAAAGAGAAUAGACAGAAUCUUUGCUCAAGCAAAGUUCCAAAAGCAAUAA
Messenger RNA from Mucor velutinosus, 834 nucleotides. Its product is annotated as Inorganic pyrophosphatase. The record is from RefSeq and is a predicted model, not a curated record. Lineage: Eukaryota; Fungi; Mucoromycota; Mucoromycetes; Mucorales; Mucoraceae. The transcript is spliced from 3 exons. Bases 1 to 834 code for a protein of 277 amino acids.